This is a messenger RNA of Punica granatum (pomegranate), 874 nucleotides long. Lineage: Eukaryota; Viridiplantae; Streptophyta; Magnoliopsida; Myrtales; Lythraceae. The record is from RefSeq and is a predicted model, not a curated record.
AAAUUAAAUAAGCAGCAGAGCAGCGGGGAAACUCAACGAGUGCGCAGCUGCUCGUAGUUAUUAUUUGUUGAUGCACUACUGAAGAGACAGAGCACAACUAUUGCAAGGAUAUCAACUUCAGUCCUCAGCAAUGAGACACACUUGCACUGCUAUGAAUGCCCAUGCUGAUGUUAGGAGGGUAGGUCUGAUCUGCCUGCUAUAUUUUGUUCUGAUGGUAAUUAGUAGCAGAGUGAAUGGGGAUGCAUCCAAGGACAGGGAGGAAUGCGCGGAUCAAUUGGCAGGUCUGGCAACAUGCUUGCCAUACGUGCAGGGGGAAGCUCGGUCACCGACUCCAGACUGCUGCGGGGGACUGAAGCAGCUGCUCAAGACCAGCAAGAAGUGCCUGUGCGUGAUUGUCAAGGACGGCAAUGAUCCCCAGCUGGGACUCAACAUCAAUGUUACCCUUGCCCUCAGCCUCCCUUCCCUCUGCCAGGCUCCCGCUAACGUGUCCCAAUGCCCUGCUCUCCUUCACCUGGAUCCCCAUUCCCCAGAGGCCCAAAUUUUCUAUCAAUAUGCCAGUAACGGCACAUCUGCUCAUGUUGCCAGCAGUCCUUCCCCAAGUGUGUUUGGGAGCCCCAUAAGCGCCCCUACUGCCAUUCCUGGAGGGAUCACAGCUAGUGCUCCACAGCAGAGCGAUGGGAUUGAUAUCAGGACAGGCCCGACAAACACUAUUGCCGUUGGGUGUGCUUUAUUACUGUGGUUUCUAUGGCCAACUGUGCUGGCAAUUCUCUGAGCAGUUUGAUACCUCUUCUUCUUGUGACUCAACUCGCUCUACAUUGAAUAAAUUAAUUGACUCAACUCAGUCUUACAUUGAAUAAAUUACAUUUCCUCGGCU